This is a messenger RNA of Aureobasidium uvarum, 1188 nucleotides long. The record is from the annotation of a GenBank genome assembly. NCBI's taxonomy places the organism in Eukaryota, Fungi, Ascomycota, Dothideomycetes, Dothideales, Saccotheciaceae.
AUGGCACCCGCCGGUCGCUCAACUCAACGCCCUCCACCACAGUGCGUCAGCGCCUGUACUCAUAUCAGAAUGUGUCGCCUCUACGGAAGCUGGACUUGUGACACGUGCCACUAUCCUUCCCCCUUCGGCUGGCUCUACCAUUGCACUUCCGAUAUCCCAGAGGUGGGAGACUUUGCCUUUAUCAAGUCCUUGACACACCCGGUCAGUCCUGCUGGGGAGGAUUUACGUCAAAUCGGGCUCAGCGAGUCCGUCGUCAAGGAAUUCGAGAAGGGUGGUUACACCGACAAGCAGGUUCAGAUCCUCAUCCGUCAGAAGCAACACCUGCAACAAAUCCUGGAGAAGUCUGCUCGACCUGCUCCCAUGAUCAACCAACAAGCAUCGGAAGACAUCAACAACGUGUCAGAUGAUUCUCGUUGCGACUUCAAGGUCUGUCAGCGUUGCGGUCCUAUGCGCAAAGAGCGUUGCUGGCUGUCGUUCGAGGCAGUCUUUGAGAACGAGGUCAGACCCGUCGACGACUUCGAGCUAGAAGAAGGCCUCCCCGUCAGGGAUGCCCACGUCGCCAGACAGGUUGGCUUGCGUCUUCCUGUUCGGUUCUUGGCACCUCCCAUCUGGGGCGAAUCUCCUCAUGGCUCACCAAAUUGUUCUGCGUCGUCGGGCUACACAAGCGAUGGCUUUUCUACCGAUGCUGAGUUCGAUGACGAAAGCUGCGGAGAUGCUCUCUCAUCUAGCUCUCAAGACGCUGAAGACAACUUCCAUACACGCACUGGCGGCGACAUGCCCUACGUCACUCUUAGAGACCCUCGCCACGCCCACACGCCCCGUUCCACCAUCAGACUCGUCUCCAACUCCCCGUCUCGCCACAUGCACCGUACUUCGACUGCUACCAACGACGACUAUUCGCCUUCUCAUUCACACACCAGGACCUCGUCAAUCAGUCUUCCCACCAUCCCCACAACUACGUCCUACACGAUCCUCCCUGGUUGUGAAGAGACCGUCCAAGAACUAAGAGCGCAAUACUCGCUCAAGGCCAUGACUGAUCCAGAAUUCUACUCUGACCAUCCCUUUGACCUGGCCUCUUCCAUGUCAAGCAGUUCGAGCUUUGGUUCCGAGGUUGCUGUUGAGGGAGGCUUUGCUCUGACAGAAGAAGCCAUGGAUACCCACACUCCUGACUUGUUUACCAGAGUUUAG